Messenger RNA from Salarias fasciatus (jewelled blenny), 4944 nucleotides. RefSeq names its product multiple epidermal growth factor-like domains protein 9. Gene Ontology annotation, biological process: animal organ morphogenesis; tissue development. The record is from RefSeq and is a predicted model, not a curated record. The coding region runs from base 158 to 1951 and encodes 597 amino acids. Lineage: Eukaryota; Metazoa; Chordata; Actinopteri; Blenniiformes; Blenniidae. The transcript has 6 exons.
CGUCAGUCCGCGUGGAGCUAGGUUGCAGCGCAGGUGAAGCGCUGACGGUGGUUCAGAGGGCAACAAACAGCAUCAAUGGUGGCGCACGCGUCCAUUCAGGGAAAGGUCUGAGCGGGGACCGUCACCGGGGGCUUACAUGGAGAGCUGAAAGCCCAGCAUGAGGCUCACGUCCUUAAUGAUGUACAUAUCUGCGACUCCGCUAUUCGUUUUAUGCGUGUAUGUUGGCUUUUCCGGCGCCGCGCCGCGCGUCAGCCUCCACGAUGCGCCGCGGAUCUCCAGGACGCCCGGCUCCGGCUCCGGAUCCGGCUCCGACAGCCGCGGCUCCUUCCACACCGACAUGCCUGUACCACCCGGCGGCGGGGUGGCUCCGGGGCCUCUAGCGGCUCUCACCCCGCCGCCCGCCGCCUCCCCAGCCGCCUUCCAGCCUCCGACAGCGGACCCGACAAAAAGCUCCUCUUCUUCCUCCUCCGGAUUAAUGUCACCGACCACGGAGCAAAUUACCGCACCCGUUUCCAGACUCUCCAGACGAUCCACGGAUGCACAGACAUCACUUUUCACCCCGGAGAAAAUGCUGCAGACCAUGGUGUCCAUGGUGUCCCAGCGCACGGCCAACGAUGCCUGGGCUGCGGAUCACACUGCCAGAGCCUUUCCUCCGGUGGACACCAGCCAAGAGGGCCUGUGUAACUGCAGCAGCGGCGCCGAGGGCAUUCUGGACCCGGACGAGUGCGACCGGACCACGGGCCAGUGCUCCUGCAUGCCGGGCUACGGCGGCCUGCAGUGCGAGGACUGCGAGGACGGAUACUUCACCAACGGCACCAGCGGCUGCCUGCCCUGCGCCUGCGACUCCUUCGGCGCAGUCAGCCACCUCUGCGACAGCUCAGGGAUAUGCGUGUGCAAGACUGGCGUUGACGGGCCCAAAUGUGACGAGUGCCACCCGGGUUUCUUCCACUUCAGCAACACUGGCUGCCGGCCCUGCCAGUGCCACAACCACACCAACUACUGCCACCCACAGUCCGGCGUGUGUCUGAACUGCGAGGGCAACACCCAGGGAUCCAACUGCGAGGAGUGCAAGCCCGGAUUCUACCGCGGCCCCGGGGCCGCCCCGACCGAACCCUGUGCCCCCUGCCCCUGCUCCAACUCCAGCUCCACCGGCACCUGCCACACCGACCCCUCCGGCCCCCCGCGGUGCGACCGCUGCCUGCCCGGGUACUCGGGUCCUCACUGUGACCGCUGCAGCGCCUCCUUCUUCAGAUCGUCCGGCGCCUGCGUCCCGUGCGACUGCAGCGGGAACGCGGACCCCCGGGGGCCCCCCGAGCUGUGCCACCCCGACACCGGAGACUGCCUGCGCUGCGUGGAGGGCACGGCGGGGCCGCGCUGCCAGCGCUGUGCGCCCGGGUUCACCGGAGACGCCCGGGCACACAACUGCACCCGGCCCACUUCGCGGCUCCUUCCAACACCAGCAUCCUCCGCCACCACCACCCAGACCCCCAAAGCCCUCCCCUCCUCCACCACCACCAUGACCUCCAGCACGGCGCGAGCCGUCCCGGCCUCCACAUCUGGCGGCAACGGCAGCGCCGCCCUGACCACGGCCGCCGCCACCACGCAGGCGCUGCUGACCAGCCUGAGCAGCCCCACCGACAACACCACGGCGGCGCUCACCGAGGUCUCCUGGACGCAGUUCAACAUCAUCAUCCUGGCCGUCAUCAUCCUGGUGGUGCUGCUGCUGCUGGGCUUCGUGGGCGGAGUCUACACCUACCGCGAGUACCAGAACCGCAAGCUCAACGCCCCGUUCUGGACCAUCGAGCUGAAGGAGGACAACAUCAGCUUCAGCAGCUACCACGACAGCAUCCCCAACGCCGAUGUGUCGGGCCUGCUGGAGGACGAGGCCAACGAGGUGGCGCCCAACGGCCAGCUUGCGCUCACCACGCAGGGGAACUGCUACAAGGCCUGACCCCCCGCCGCCGCCGCCGCCCCGCCCCCGCCCCCAUCCUGAACCCGACCGCCGCCCAUUUACAGACCAGUCAAAAGCUGCUGGAAAGUACCAAAUCCAAAGCUCCGCCGCACGAUCGCUGCCGCCAGCGUCCCCGAGCGUCCGCACACGCAGAGUCACCUCAGAACCCGGUCUGUCCAGUACGCUGCCGCGACCCGCAAAACACACUCACAGCGAGCGCCGGCGCAGGCGUCCUUCCACCAGUCAGGCCUCGCUUACACCACAACGUUCGGUGAAAACUCGUUCUUCGUUUCAGAGAAGUUUCACGUUUACGCGGCUGCAGUCACGAUGCAGUUUUCAUGUUGGGCCACGCAGAGAGCAGUGCUGUCAGCAUUACCAGUGGGACGCACGCACAGACGACGAACUGUUUCCUCCGGCCGCGGACGGAGUUCCAUUUCCUGUGGCUUCAAGCACCGUUGUCGUGUAAACGGACCCAUAAAACGACGCAGAAGUUUUGAGUUUUCACUUGGAAAAACGUCGUGUAAAAGGGGCCUAAUUCUAGUUGUUAAUUACACCACAGGUGUCGGUGCAACGCCCGCAAGUUCCGUCUCCACAGACAGGCUGUGCUCUGCGGCAGUGGGCCGAAGAGCCGGUCGUUCUGUGUGGUGGAGCUCGACGAGGGAUCCAAAGAGUCGAGGUGGAAUCGUGCCUGGGCGGAGCCGGGACCGGGGGCGGGACCGUGGCUGUGCAGGUCCGUGCACAGAGGUCCUGGGACUCACCGGAGCCGAGCAUUUCAGAUAUUUAAGACAAACGAACUGGACUUGUGACUGUUUAAGUUAAAAGUGGGUCACUCCUACGGUGACCUUCCAACGGAGACAAUGAUUGUUAUUUAAUGAGUUUUUAUUCUGUUCUUAUUUAUUGGUUCAUCCUCGGGAGAAAUGCUGCACAUGUAUGACGUGGUGAUUCAUGGUGUUUUAUCUCUACGUGCUGUCGAAUGGUGACUUUUGAAAUUUGAACGAAUACGUAUGGGGAUAAUGGUGCAGAAUGACACGUGUGUGUGUGUGUGUGUGUGUGUGUGUGUGUGUGUGUGUGUGUGUGUGUGGGUGGGUGAGUGUGUGUGUGUGCGUUUUGUGAGAUUUGUGACUCUCUACAAGGAUCUGUAAAUGUUUUUACAGGUUAAUUUUCUUCUUCUUUAUGGUUAUAAAUAUGGGCUUUGUCACCCUCAGUUUUGACUGCCAGGCUCACACGCUUUGGGAUGUGUGUGAUUUAUCUUUCUUGUCACCAGGUGGUUCUGAAGUGAUGCUCAGUGAUCAUUUUUAUAGCAGGGCCUGGAUGGGGCCUCAUCCAUGGGUCUUCAUCCUGGGACUGGAGUUGCUCCCUGCAGCUCGUAACCCAUAAAUAUACACAUAUAUGUUGUUAUUAUUAUUUUUUUAUUGUUAUUCUCUACAUAUUUUCUCUGCCCAUGGUUAUGUACAAAUUAGUUAUGUAACAGAAAAGCCAAAUUCAUGUCAGAAGAUUGAAAUGUCCAUCUAAACUAGAGGGAAAUACAUUUCCAUACGCUGUAAUUGUCUUUGCCCUUAAGCUGAAACUCAAAAACAGUGUUCAUAUACAUAUCGACUUGUAAAGACACAUUCACGGAUCCUUGUAGGCACAUACACAUUUUUUAUUGCAUAUACACACACACAUCUAAGCGCACACACAAAUUUGAUGAUUCCUGGCAUCUCUUUGCCCUCUGUGUAGACUCGCAGGUUCAUUCUUUUUCUGUGUGUUUUCUCUUCGUAACACUAAUUACACAGUGGUAGAAUUCGGUGAUUACAUAUAUCACCAGGUCUAUUUAGGACAAAACAAAAUGAAAAAAAAAAAACUGCAAGUCCAAACUGAGGGCUCAAAAAACAAAAGAACUUACUGGGAAAAGGCUGUGAGUUCAGAUAUUUACAGGUCCUUGUAGACACAUACCAAACAUAUUACACAAAUCAGUGUGUACACAAGUGUAAGAUUAUACACUCAUUACUCACACACUCGCACACGUGUCAGUCGUCUGCUGUAAAAGCCCCACAGAUGUGUUUUCAUGUAUAGUUUCUGUGUUUGGAGAGAGUCGUCAAGGGGAAGGCUGCUGCUGCUGCUGCUGGUACAGACUUUAUGACCUCAGUUUCCUUUUUUUUUUGUUGUUGUCAUCUUUUGUUUCAGCUUCCUGCUUUCUCUUUUCUGUUUGUAAACGCGUGCCAGCUCACCUGAAGUAUCUAAGAGGAGUGUUCCUGUUUGAGGAACUGUGACGGCCACUCGCGAACACUCACGGUUCUUGGCUCCGCUGCAGGGCAGUGACGCCCGACCCAGGUGGUGUUAAACGCUUAUCUCACAAUCAGAUCUACUCAUUGCUGCCUACCUCAGCAAAAAAAACAAACAAACCUGGAGACAGGGCUUGGUUCUGUGACUCACGCUAGUUCCCAGAGGUCCUCAACAUAAACAGUGUCCUCAUGUUGUCAGGGAAGAAAACCAGGCUUCGGAGGGAUACAUGCACGCACAGUCAUGCUUUUAUCUCUUACAGUAGAGUUGCAUCAGCUCCAGCGACUGUAAAACAGAAACACUUCACAUCUGAUACUGUUUCCUGUCUGAUUUAGGCACGCUUCUUUUUACCACGGCGAAUGAGUAAAAGCUAAAUAUUGGAACUAACUCCUCAGGUACUGGCUCUUUCCCUAAUGUGAUCACUGUAAAUAUGAUUAUUAUUGUUAUUAUUGUACAGAUGAAUGUGAAUAGUAGCACUAUAAUUGUACAGGUAGAAUACUGUGUGUACACUGUCACUCAGCAACGCUCCCUCUCGCUCUCCAGGGUGGGACGUCCUUUCCUUUUCUUUUUCUUUUUCUUUUUCUAUUUUCAUUUCUUACUCUCACUGCACUUUUGCCAUAAUACGCAACUUGCAGGACUCGAAGUGCACCCAGAACUCACCACGGGAGAAUAAAUGCGAUGUAAAUAAGGACGUCAGAGUGCAACUCUCAAAUAAAAAUGGGUUUAACUGU